This is a messenger RNA of Melampsora larici-populina 98AG31, 408 nucleotides long. RefSeq lists its product as uncharacterized. The transcript has 3 exons. Bases 1 to 408 code for a protein of 135 amino acids. The record is from RefSeq and is a predicted model, not a curated record. Lineage: Eukaryota; Fungi; Basidiomycota; Pucciniomycetes; Pucciniales; Melampsoraceae.
AUGAUCCGUGAUAGUACAACAGGAAACAUGAUUCACAUAUAUGAUUACUAUAAUCCACCACCUGCUAUUCGCUGUAACACAAAAUCUGAAAUUGACGACCAUUUCAGAAAUGAGAAACGGAACCUUCAUCUUUUUGACACAUACCAAAGGGCCGACGAAGAACUUGGUGGAAUGCCCUCUAACCCUGGUACCUCUAGUCGAGCCAUCGAAAUCGAGCAAGUUAUGAAGGAAGCUGUGUUGCAACUCCAGAACAAGGACUCCACCUGGCGUGACACCAAGCCCCAAGUAUGUUUGUAUCAUUCCAAGCCUUGCAUCUACGAACUGACAGCUGCUCUCCUCAGCCUACAAACUGACAAAACCACGUUGAUACGCAUCGGACCCCGGAUGCGAGCACUUCGGAGAAUGUGA